Molecule: messenger RNA, 2084 nt
Organism: Metopolophium dirhodum (rose-grain aphid)
Lineage: Eukaryota; Metazoa; Arthropoda; Insecta; Hemiptera; Aphididae
Exons: 4
Coding region: 139-1536 (465 amino acids)
Source: RefSeq, a predicted model, not a curated record
AAAUUUUAUUUUAAAGAUCGAUGACCUUUGGUAUCACGAGGAUGGAAGGGAACUUUAUAGUCCGGAUGGAUCCACAAUAAUACCAGUCUUCGUUAUAUAAUCGCAGAAGACACUACUGUGUUUUUAAAAUAAGGAGUCAUGGGCUUCACAAAAUUUUGGAUUCUUGUGGUUUUCGUAGUGUGUUUCGAACAAUCCAGCAUCGCAAACCACGUCAAUGUACUCGGCAAGAACGAUCCUGGCAGAUCAAGACCGAAAAAAUCGGUUGAUGCUGAAAUAUAUGUUGCACUUCCGCCGGAUAACAUUAAGACUGGCAAACAAGACGGCCCUCCGACGUUGAUACGCUUGGAUCCAAAUUCUCCAAAUAAGUUCAAGGGCAAGUUUCCGACACCAAUCGAACGUUUUAUACAGCGCAUACAAAACUAUUUUUCCGUAUAUAAUCCACCGGAGUACUUGAAUGACUUAAGACCCGGUAUCAAUAAUCCGGAAGACGACGGGUACCAGCCGUUAGAACCGUCGAACAAUACACAGGUAAUACUACCAUGUAACGGUACGAGCACGAUAGUGAUCAUUCCUGUGCCGUUGGAAAAUGAAAACGUUUCUUCCGAUCAAAAUGCGUAUCCAUACAAACCUGACACUUAUAUAAUAGCGCCAACGACAUCAAAACCGAAUUGCCCGGGAGAUGUAACUACAACGAAACCGAAAUGUCCUGAAGUAGCAACACCGAAGCCUAACUGUGUGGAAGUUACUACUCCAAAACCUAACUGUCCGGAAGUGACCACUCCAAGACCAAAGUGCCAAGAAGUCACUACUCCAAAACCAAAUUGUCCGGAAGUGACAACUCCAAAACCAAAUUGUCAGGAAGUGACAACUCCGAAACCUAACUGUCAGGAAGUGACAACUCCGAAACCUAACUGUCAGGAAGUGACAACUCCUAAGCCUAACUGUCAGGAAGUGACCACUCCUAAGCCUAACUGUCCGGAAGUAACUACUCCAAGACCAAAGUGCCCAGAAGUCACAACUCCGAAACCGAAUUGUCCGGAAUCGACAACUCCAAAACCCAACUGUCUGGAAGUAACCACUCAAAAACCUAUAUGUGCGGAAGUUACCACUCCAAAACCUAACUGUCCAGAAGUGACCACUCCAAAACCGAAUUGUCCAGAAGUGACCAGUCCUAAGCCUAAGUGCCCGGAAGCAACAACUCAAAAACCACCAUGUCCUCCAAAACAAAUUUCAACAGCAAGUGAUCCUAAACCUAUAUCUGGAUACGGACCUACUGAAGCUCCUUCACUGAACUUAGUAGCUCAGCCCGCUCUUGGAUCUACAGUUCUUUAUUUUUACAAACAACCCACAACAUUACCACCCUAUAACCCACCUGUUUAUAAUCCGCCUGUUUAUAAUCCACCGGCUCCCGCAUAUUACAUACCGAAUACUCAGUUACCUUACGAAGAAACCACCCGAAGACCCAAGCCGCCUAUCUUACGUUUGAAACAGUUACUAUUCCCACGUCUAUAUGCAGCGUUUCAUCCUGACGACUAACGAGUGAUGAAUAUUUGAAAUUUUAUUAUAAUGUUGUGUUCGACGUACUCCUCACGUACGACUACCCUUUUCUGAAACCUGCUCUGGCGAUAGCUGUAAUCUCCACGCUGAAUAUAUUUGAAAAAGAAAGUCCUUUCAGUCUACACGCGACUCUCGUGCGAUCGUGAUACAUCCUCUGCUAUGAAAUAUUGUAAUUGAAACAAAUCUGAAUACAUGUUUUAGUUAUUGUUUACGUCUUCCAGGGAAUAUUUAAAAAUAAUUAUUAAAAUUAAACAUAAAUAAUACAAAAUUAAUUUAUCUCAUAAAAAACAACAUGAACGGACACCGGAUAAACAAACUUUACUAUUGUGUAAGUAAUAUUUUUUCAUUUAUAUACCUGCAUGUACUUACCUCACAUCGAUAUUUAAUGAAUUUUUAAUUAUGUAGGUAAUAUAUUUACUUUUAACAGAUAUACCUAUAUGUAUUUAUAUUUUAAAAAAUAUAAAAUUAUACCUAUUAUAUUUGAUAUGGAUUUAAAAUAAUAUACCUAUAUGGUAUUUUUUUCGUAA